AUGUAUAAUUGGAAAAAUAAACCCCCGCCAGCGAUUAUCUGGGUCAAAGGUAUGAAACUUGGGCCCGGCGCACCGCAUAGCCCGGAUUUCCAGUCAAGAAUUGACCAAUCGGAGAGGUCUACAGGCGAGGGGACUAUAGAAAAUCCAAUGGUAGUAUGGCCCUAUCCCGCACGGCCUGAGGACAAACCCAUUGAGCAAAUCCUAGCAAUGGAGGCUGUUAUUAGGCAAGAGACAAAAGAAUGCGGCUUAAGUCAUGUAUGGAUAGCGGCUGAUGGUCAUCCUUACAGUACAACAGCGACAAGAGGUGGUAUACGAGUUGCAUCACUCGAUGAUUAUCACGUUACUAUACGAAUGGGGUCGUCAAGUACUAUUUGCAACUUACAUGGCCACUUGUAUCUAGUUUGCGAAGAUGAUGAUAUAAGGAAGAAAGUAACCCGUGUGAUGACAGAAAAAGAAAGGGGCAUAAAGAAUGCUUUACCAUUCAACAACCAAAACUACCACACAUUUAAAAUGCUCGCCUCAAUCUCAAUCCUCUCCCUCCUCGCUCUCGCCAACGCCAACCCUGUCCCGCGCUCGGCCCCUCGCAUCAUCAAGGGCAACGCCUACCAACUCCAAGUACAACUCCGGGACCCACUCAAGGAUUUGAGCCCCGGUGUCUCGGGUCAAUACCUAGCGGGGUCGCACGUUGGCGCGGGACUUAACAUCGCCAUUGUCUCCCCGCACGAGGACAGCGGCAACUACCCGCCGUUCUACAGCAACGGCACGGCGGAACAGGGCUGGACAUCAGUAGUCAACGACCUGGGUACCAUCUACCCGUGGGGCGUUAACGUGCAGGAUGCCGAGUCCACGGAUGCCACGUACCCCGGCGAGCACGACGCGGAUAUCAAUGUCGGGGGUGGAUCUAACGGUAUCGUGCUCACCAAGAUAACGAUCGAUUCGGGUAUUACGGAACCCGCGCUCGGCGGUCUGGCUGCUGGUUACUAUGCCGUCUGCAAUCGUUUCAUUGGUUACUCGAGGGCCAACAUGACCGUUGUCCGAUACGUGUACGAAGGCGAGGAUCUAGCUGAUGGCUGUGUUGGUGUUAACUUCGUGCCGCUGUGCGCGACUUUGAACGACUUGCCCGAAGGCAAUGAGUGGACUCAUGACUUCGUCCAGGAGGUUGACUGCGUUGAGAUUUAA
This is a messenger RNA of Hypoxylon trugodes, 1179 nucleotides long. RefSeq lists its product as uncharacterized. The record is from RefSeq and is a predicted model, not a curated record. The transcript has 4 exons. The coding region runs from base 1 to 1179 and encodes 392 amino acids. NCBI's taxonomy places the organism in Eukaryota, Fungi, Ascomycota, Sordariomycetes, Xylariales, Hypoxylaceae.